AUGACGGCGCUGCACGACGCGUUCGUGGCCGUCGGCUGCAACAAUGGCAGCCACUGCAUGUCCCGCGCAGUUGGCUGCGAGGAUGGCUACGAGGUGGCGUUUGCGGCCUCGACCAUGGUGGCGAUCGCGCGCUACAGCGCAACGGCGGCGGUCCCGACGAUCGUCCACACACUCCAUGGCCACAAGGCGCGCGUCGCCUGCGUGUACUGGCACGAUGCUUCAGCGUGCAUUGUCUCGGGCGAUGCCAGCGGCGAGGUGCGCCUCUGGCACCGCGCGGCCAACGCCUGGACGUCCGAGGUUGUCGUCGCCGGCGCGGCGUCGUCCGUCUCGGCGCUGACCUGCACGACACUACUGGCGUCAUCUCAGCUGUUCGUCUUUGCAGCGCUCUCCAACGGCGACAUCGUCGUGGUUGAGCCAGCGACAAGUGCAUCAGCGACGCUGUCUCGAAGCGAGCGGCACAUCGCCGAAGCCAUUGCCGUUGCCCAAGACGGCCGCGGCACACUUCUGCUUGCGCUUGGUGGCGUCGAUGCUCUCGUGCACGUCUACACGGUUGAUCCGACGCUGCAAGCGCUCUCGCUUGUGAGCUCGCAUGCUGGUCACAAGGGCUGGGUGCGGGACCUCGCGUUCUCAUCACCGCUCGCCUCGGGCGAUAUCUUCUUGGCGUCGGCCGCCCAGGACCACAAAAUCCGCCUCUGGCGCAUUGACGCAGCGCUAAACGUAGCAUUUGACGCGAUGCUCGUGGGCCACGACGACUGGGUCACGAGCGUAAGCUGGACGCCAACCCACUCGCUCCUCUCGAGCUCCAUGGACAACCGACUUAUCCUCUGGGCGGCAGAGGACGGCGCGGCGUGGCAUCCCACAACCCGCAUCGGCGAUCUCGGUGGCCUUGGUCUCCUGGCCGCCACGUCGUUUGGUGCCGACCUCGUCGCGCUCACCUUUACCGGCGAGCUCUACCGCUGGACGAAAAGUGACGCGCACUACGUGCCAGCGCGGUCCGUCACGGGACACAACCGACCGGUCACCGAUGUGGCGUGGGCGCCGUCAGGCGCGUUCUUCGUCUCGGUCUCGCUGGACCAGACGGCGCGGGCGUACCGUCUUUGCGAAACAAGCGAGGUCUCGCGCGCCCAGGUGCAUGGCUACGACCUGCAGUGCGCAACGUUCUUGAGCGACGCGCAGUUUGUGAGCGGUGCGGACGAGAAGAUCCUCCGCGUCUUUGACGUGCCGUCCGGCAUGCACGCGCUCGUCGGCGGUGCGGCGACUGGCGGCGGCUUUGGCGUUCUCCCCGAGCUCAGUUUGACCAACAAGCGCGGCGACAUGGACGACACGGCCAUUGUCGGCGAGCAGCUCGCGCGCCGGUCGCUUUGGCCCGAAGUACAAAAGCUCUACGGCCACGGCAACGAGCUGCUUUGCGUGCGUCGCAAUCAUGCCGGUGACCUCUUGGCGUCGACGUGCAAGGCGCGGGACGAGUCGGCCGCGGCAAUUUGGCUCUGGCGCAGAGACAAGGCGAGCACGUCGCUCGUGGCAGCGCAGCAGCUGCCAGACCACAGCUCGUCGGUCGUGCAGCUCGCCUUCUCCAGCGACGACAAGUACCUUGCGUCCGUCUCCAAGGACCGCAGCCUCUGCAUCUUUGCGGAAUCGAAUGGCAUCUAUACACUCGUGCACAAGCAAGCCAAGGCGCAUAAGCGCAUCAUUUGGAGCUGCGACUGGCUGCCGCACGAAGCCGUCCUUGCAACCGGGUCGCGCGAUGAGACCAUUGCACUCUGGGGGCUCGUGGCCGGUGUCUGGCAGCAGGUGGCGGCGCCGAUGAUAUUGCCCGCGGCUGUGACGGCCGUUGCCUUUGCGCCAACGAGCGCAACACCAGUGCUCGCCGUCGGUCUCGAGUCGGGGCUCAUUGUGCUCUGUGACAUUAAACGCACCGAGCCGGCUGGUCGAUUCCAGAUGACGCGUCGCAUCGAAGUCGUCGCGGCCCACGCGGCCAAAGUCACUCGGCUGGCGUGGCACCCGAACGAAAUGACGCUGCUCAGCUGCAGUGAGGACGCCAGUGUCAAGCUCUUCUCGCUUCAAUAAUGCACGCGCCAAGAGGCU
This is a messenger RNA of Saprolegnia parasitica CBS 223.65, 2085 nucleotides long. RefSeq lists its product as hypothetical. The transcript has 6 exons. Gene Ontology annotation, molecular function: protein binding. Bases 1 to 2067 code for a protein of 688 amino acids. Gene Ontology annotation, biological process: tRNA wobble uridine modification. Gene Ontology annotation, cellular component: elongator holoenzyme complex. The record is from RefSeq and is a predicted model, not a curated record. Lineage: Eukaryota; Oomycota; Saprolegniomycetes; Saprolegniales; Saprolegniaceae.